AUGGCCAGAGAUAUCUAUGAGAAUAAUUACUACCGUAAAGGUGGGCGCGCCAAACUGCCAGUCAGAUGGAUGCCUCCAGAGGCGUUUCUCGACGGUUUAUUCACAACUCAAACCGAUGUUUGGUCAUUUGGCAAGUUUUUGUUGGCUUUCAGGGCACGAGCAGCGAGCCUUUGGGGCUGGAUAUGGCGCUGCUCGUUCUCCGCCAAUUUGUCGAGGCGGCAACUGCUGGAAAAUGGGCAGGCCAAAUCCAGCCCUUCCCCAGGGUCUGCAGCAAAUUGGGCUAUUUACCCACGCUUGAACCCUCAACCGAUUGUUAUUUCAGGUGUGGUUCUAUGGGAGAUCUCCUCGUUCGGUAUGCUGCCGUACUUCGGUGUUGACAACUUUGACGUCAUGGGAUUGGUAACAAAACGCGCGGAAGGAAUUGAUCUAUCCAAACAGUCUCAUUGUGUUCAGAAACGAGAAAUAGCUGACCUGUCAAUCGAUUGCUUUGCUUCGGUGCCGUCGGCUUUUAUGUCGUUUGCGAGUACGCCAACGCCAGCAGUGCCUGCUCUGCCAUCGCCUUCAAUCGCAGGCACACCCUGUACUGCCGUGACGGCACUCAGUCCUGGCACGCCCGAUACCGCAGCAGCAGGUUAG
Messenger RNA from Cooperia oncophora, 636 nucleotides. NCBI's taxonomy places the organism in Eukaryota, Metazoa, Nematoda, Chromadorea, Rhabditida, Trichostrongylidae. The record is from the annotation of a GenBank genome assembly.